AUGGCUACUACACUGUGGAAGGUUCUGGGCCUGGGGCCCCUUUUGUCCACACUUCUGCUGGCAUUUGCAGUUGGGAAGCCUUUCAUCUCCCUAAUUGGCCCAGAUCAAAGGACAACCCCUUCUUCCAUUCCAGUGUCGUUUUUCUGUUCUGCUGGCCCUUUCAGCUCCAGGAACCUCAGUAUUGACUGGCUGAAGAACAACUACGAACAUCCAGCCUCAACCUCAGACCUGGCAGUACAUGACAACAAUGACUCUUACUCUGUCACAAGCAAAGCAUGGGUAUCCCUGACCAAGCAAGAUAUCUUGUCUCAAAUCACCUGCAAAGUCACCCAUGGAGACCUCAAAGAACCACUAAGAAUGACCAUUAAUCUUUCUCAAGUACUCCGAGUUACCCCCACAGUGACGAUCACCACUGAGCCCCCGGAGAUCCAAGAUCAUGCGCAUCAAAGAGUGAACCUGACUUGCCAUGUAAACCACUUCUACCCCCAAGACAUGUACCUCAUCUGGGCUAAGAAUGGGCACAAGAUCCUGACCGUGGAGCUUCCUCAGGCCAUCAGAAACUCUGAUGGGACUUACUCUCUACAGCACACAUUACAGGAGGACGCCAUUUUGGAUGAGACUAACUUUGUCUGCUUGAUGAUCCAGGAUGACCAGCCUCCAGUUGAAAAACGCAUCACCCUGGGAGCUCCCAGGAAGGUCAAAGGAAGGAAAGACUACUCUCAUUACCUUGAAGGCCCCCUGAGGAGGUUUACACCCGGAUCAAGCAUCCAAUUGAAGUACACCUCCUCUGAAUUACCAACCAGUCAAGUUACUGUGGCCUGGUUAAAAAACAAUCACAGCAUUCUCCAGAGCCAGACCAGUAUCUUGUCCAGUGGAGAGACCUACAAUGUGACUAGCACUGUGCUGGUCCCACUGGAGAGAGAUGACAUAUUAUCUUUAGUUCUCUGCCUGGUCCAGCACAAGUCGUUAGUGGUUUUCCAGAAAGUCAUCUACUUAGACCAGUACCUCCAUGUUCCUCCAGCAGUGAGAGUGUCCCAGUCUUCAACUGUCUCCAGUUUGGUGACUGUUACUUGCCAUGUGCAGAGAUUCUAUCCACAGGAUAUAUAUCUCACCUGGCUGGAAGACUGCCAUGUGAUCAGGAGAAUAGAGAAACCUAUACCUAAGAGGAAUGAGGAUGGAUCCUACACUCUGGAAAUCCUGCAAUUGGUAAACACAUCAGUGCAGAGGUCUGAUCAAGUACUCACUUGCAAGGUAGAACAUGAGGAACAGCCUCCCAUCCAGGCCAGCAUUAUAUUGUCUACAGCAUCCUUUCCCACAUCCAGAGCCAUCAGGAGCCUAAGUUCAGAGACAUCUAUCCACGUUUUUGUGGCUUUCCUUCUAUGCCUCAAGGUACUUCUGGUGGUGAGUUUACUAGUCAUCUACAUGUAUAGACGGUGGGGCCUGUGACAGGAGCGCAAGUAGGGAGAAGAUGCAAGGACCUGCAGGUGAUCCAAGAUUCCUGCUCUUCACUCCUCCACCUCCACCACAGAUGUGCUCCCCCUGCACACUGUCAGACAUGGAAUUGGAUUGUUUAGGAAAGUUUCAGACUCGAGAUACUGAAUUUCAAAUGGGCCCUUCUUACAUCUAAAAGGCAAUUUGAUGAUGGGGAAAACGAAUGUUUACUCUGUCUCUGGUCACGGUCAACCCUUAAUUUUCCAGUUUUCACUACCAACUGGAAUUUCUGCAAGCAUGAUUUAAUUUUAGCAAACACAAAACUUAAAUUACUGGACUGUUGAAAAAGAGUUUUCCUAUCAUGAAAUGGAAUUUA
Messenger RNA from Apodemus sylvaticus (European woodmouse), 1807 nucleotides. RefSeq names its product signal-regulatory protein beta-1-like. The transcript has 7 exons. The record is from RefSeq and is a predicted model, not a curated record. The coding region runs from base 1 to 1446 and encodes 481 amino acids. Gene Ontology annotation, cellular component: plasma membrane. NCBI's taxonomy places the organism in Eukaryota, Metazoa, Chordata, Mammalia, Rodentia, Muridae.